GCUUGGCGUCUCCGCGACAACCGAAGCUCCGCCGCUCGGUGGCUCCGCCAUGUCGGACGCGGCGCUGGCGGCGAGGGACUUCUUCGGGGGCACGCUGGGAGGCAUGGCGGGUAUUUUGGCCGGGCACCCGCUGGACACCGCGAAGACACGCUUGCAGGCCAUGCAGCGCUUCGAAAACGCGGGCACCUACAAGGUGCUCAGCGACACAGCCCGCCACGAAGGCGCGCGGGCGCUCUACAAGGGCAUGUCUUUUCCUCUCUACAGCACGGCCCUGUGCAACGCCGUGGUCUUCUGCGUCCAGGGCGCCGCGGAGCGCUGGCUGACCUCCGCGCUCGGCGACCGGCCGCAGGUCACAGGCUUCCUAGGCGGGUGCAUCGCCGGGCUCGCACAGAGCCCCUUAGUCUGCGCCGUGGACUUGGUGAAGACCCAGCGCCAGGUCCAGUUCGGCGAGGGCCGCGGGCCGCUGCAGAUCCUCCGCGCCCGCGCCGGCGCGGGGCUGGGGUUCCGGGGCUUCUUCCAGGGCCUGGGGCCCACGGCGGUGAAGGAGUGCCCCUCCUACGGGGUGUACUUCCUGGUGUAUGAGGAGUCCAAGCGGAUCUUCGACCAGUCCAAGGUGCCCACUGUGUUGGCCACACUGGGCGCUGGUGGCCUCGCGGGAUGCUUUGCUCUAGGCAUGAUUCACCCGGUGGAUGUGGUGAAGUCUCGCAUCCAGAGCUUGCCGGUGGAGGCAACCGCUCAGGAGGCGGGCGUUUGGCACGUGGUCACUGCUGGCCUGCGCAAGGAGGGCUUCUCCUUCAUGCUCCGCGGCUUCGGGGCCGCCAUGCAGCGGGCCUUUGUGCUGAACGCGGCCACCUUCGGCGGCUACGAGCUCGCCGUGGCCGCCUGGGACAAGCUCUGAGAGUCCCAGCGCGAGCGAGCGAGCCGGAACCGCUCGCCCGAAGAUCGGGGGCGAAAAAACCAUCCCCCUACUCCAAAUACCCGCUUUUUUCACGGUAUUUUUUGGGAAAACCUG
Effrenium voratum is the source of this 1012-nucleotide messenger RNA. NCBI's taxonomy places the organism in Eukaryota, Dinophyceae, Suessiales, Symbiodiniaceae. The record is from the annotation of a GenBank genome assembly.